AUGGCUGAGAACUUAGAUGACAUAGAAGAUAUAGCCGUCCUAGCAUUGUUACUAGAUGAAGAAGAAAAAAUAAAUAAUAGUACAAAACAAAAAAGACUUUGGGUUCACGCCGUAUGGAAAAAAAUAAAAACAGAAGGAGAAUUUGCCACUUUAUAUAAAGAAUUAGUUGAUCAUGAAACGAAAUUUUUUGAAUAUUUUCGAAUGCCACAAUACGGUUUCAACGUAUUGUUGCAUAAAAUUGAACAUGAUAUUAAAAAACAAGACACUUUUUGGAGAGAGGCCAUAACACCAAGAGAAAGACUGGCAGUUUGUUUAAGAUUUUUGGCUACAGGAGAUUCCUUCACGACAAUUUCAUUUAGUUAUCGUCUAGGUCAUACAACUGUUUAUAGAAUUGUAAUUGAAACUUGUAAAAGUAUAGUAACAAAUUUAAUGUCAGAAGUAAUGCCACAACCCACAGAAGAAAGAUGGAAACAAAUUGCAAAUGAUUUUUGGACCAAUUGGAAUUUUCCGAAUUGUAUAGGUGCGUUGGACGAAAACACUGAUGGCGGAAUAUUAGCACACUCUAACUUGGGAAAAUCGUUAGAAAAUGGUUCGUUAAAUAUUCCAAAAGAUGAAUUUUUACCUGGAACCACCAUUUCUGCUCCAUACGUUAUAUUAGGAGACGAAGCGUUUCCUCUGAAAACGUACUUGAUGCGACCAUAUCCAGGGAAGCAACUAGAUGAUUCCUUAAAACGAAUUUACAAUUAUCGUCUUUGUAGAACUCGUAGAGAAUCAUCUAGUUGCUUCCCUGGAUAUGGUCGCAUCAAGUACGUUUUCAGAGGAAACGCUUCGUCUCCUAAUAUAACGUAUGGAGCAGAAAUGGUGGUUCCAGGUAAAAAUUCAUCUUUUGGAAUAUUUAACGAACCAUUUUCUAACGAUUUUCCCAAGUUAGAGUGUGCUAAUAUUCCGCCAUCACUGUUUUUUCCAUAA
Messenger RNA from Metopolophium dirhodum (rose-grain aphid), 969 nucleotides. RefSeq lists its product as uncharacterized. The coding region runs from base 1 to 969 and encodes 322 amino acids. The transcript is spliced from 4 exons. The record is from RefSeq and is a predicted model, not a curated record. Lineage: Eukaryota; Metazoa; Arthropoda; Insecta; Hemiptera; Aphididae.